Coccidioides immitis RS is the source of this 4541-nucleotide messenger RNA. RefSeq names its product oxoglutarate dehydrogenase (succinyl-transferring), E1 component. Gene Ontology annotation, cellular component: mitochondrion; oxoglutarate dehydrogenase complex. Gene Ontology annotation, molecular function: oxoglutarate dehydrogenase (succinyl-transferring) activity; thiamine pyrophosphate binding. Gene Ontology annotation, biological process: tricarboxylic acid cycle. Lineage: Eukaryota; Fungi; Ascomycota; Eurotiomycetes; Onygenales; Onygenaceae. The transcript has 4 exons. The record is from RefSeq and is a predicted model, not a curated record. Bases 776 to 3967 code for a protein of 1063 amino acids.
CAACUUCAGACAGGAGGUUGUUUGAUGCGUCCAAGGGCUUGGAUUGCGACCUGACACUUGCUCGGUAACCACAUUGUCAUUUCAUCUUAGAAUCACUGGCCUGGCUUAUUUAUUUCCAGUCGUAGAGCUUACUUCUUUUCCUUCUCUUGUCUGCAUCCCACUACUUGGUUGUGUAAGCCUGCUUUGCAGUCGGAAUACCUGCUCCUCGCGAACCUCUUCCCAGAGCUUUGCCAACUAGCUGUCCACUUUUUCCCCCGUCCUUUAAUAAGCUGCAAGGUGUUCCCGGGAAGGGUCCCUCUAGCCUGGUUUUGCGCAGUGCCGAGAAACAUCCGCCCUGAAAUUUUUCUGGUUCCUUCGUUCCCCCCUAUCAAAACUUAACCGUCCAGAACACCUGUCAUCCCAUCACCGCCUCUCUCUUCCUUUUUCUCUUUUCUCCCUCCCCCAUCCCAUUCCUUCAGACCAAAAAAAGAAUUAAAAUUAAAAUUAUUUGCAAACUGAGUUGGUCCCCUGCGAGUUCACCAGAGGGACUCUCUCAUGACUACGAGAUCGUGUGAGGCGGAACGACAUAGUCGAUAAUUCCUGCCUCUUGGUUAUUAUUAUCACCAGCAGAAAAGAGGGAGAAAAAAAAAACAAAAAAAAAAUUAUUCCCUGUCGGUUUUUCAACACAUCCUAACCAUCCAUCCUUUCUUGGACUUCCAUUGUUCUCUUUACUUGUUCACCUACUCCUUUGAACCUUUGCCCUCCUAUUUCCUUCCCGUCCCCCAAAAAAGUCAAAAUGUUGCGAGCUACUAGAUCGUCGUCUUCUAAAGUCUCAGAGGUCGCUGGCCUCUUGAGAAAAACACCGUACGUGCGCAAUGCGCGAUGCAUCGCCUCCUCUUCGAAACCCACGUCGCUUUCCGCUCGUGCGAACCUUGGCCUUGCGACACGAAGACCGCUGGCGCUGGUUGCUGCCCAGGAAGCCUGGAAGCAGCGGAGGCAAUAUGCGAUCGCCGCUGAAGAAACGAAUAAAGGGGUGGAUCCCAAUGACUCGUUCCUUCAAGGCAACACUGCGGACUAUAUCGACGAGAUGUAUCUCGCGUGGAGAAAAGACCCGUCCAGCGUCCACAUCUCGUGGCAGACGUACUUCCACAACAUCGAAGAGGGAAAUAUGCCCAUCUCCCAGGCCUUCCAGCCUCCCCCGACUCUCGUCCCAACCCCUACCGGCGGAGUUCCCCAGCACAUGCCCACCUCCCGCACCGCUGCCGGAGCCGAAGUGUCGAACCACCUAAAAGUCCAGCUCCUCGUCCGUGCAUACCAGGCGCGUGGUCACCACAAGGCGAAGAUCGAUCCGUUGGGCAUCCGCGGAGAGGCUGAAUCGUUCGGAUAUUCCAAACCCAAGGAAUUGGAACUGGAGCACUAUGGAUUUACGGAAGCUGAUUUGGAUCAAGAGUUUGCGCUUGGUCCCGGCAUUCUUCCUCGUUUUGAGACAGAGACGAGAAAAAAGAUGACCCUCCGCGAGAUCAUUGGGGCUUGCGAGCGGAUUUACUGCGGUUCCUUUGGCAUCGAGUAUAUCCACAUUCCAGACCGUGAGCCCUGUGACUGGAUCCGUGACCGUGUUGAGAUCCCCCAGCCCUACAAGUACUCCGUCGAUGAGAAGCGACGCAUUUUGGACCGCCUCAUCUGGAGUACCUCUUUCGAAGCUUUCCUCGCGACGAAAUUCCCCAACGACAAGCGAUUCGGUUUGGAGGGUUGUGAAACUCUGGUUCCCGGAAUGAAGGCCUUGAUUGACCGAAGCGUCGAUUAUGGCAUCAAGGAUAUUGUAAUCGGUAUGCCUCAUCGUGGCCGUUUGAACGUUUUAAGUAACGUUGUUCGGAAACCCAACGAGUCGAUCUUCAGCGAAUUCACCGGUACGGCGGAACCGUCCGAUGAAGGCUCUGGAGACGUGAAAUACCAUCUUGGCAUGAACUUUGAACGUCCAACACCCUCCGGCAAACGUGUGCAGCUCUCCCUGGUUGCGAACCCUUCCCAUCUUGAAGCCGAAGACCCUGUUGUGCUCGGAAAAACCCGCGCAAUUCAGCAUUACAACAAUGAUGAGAAGAAUUUCAACAGCGCAAUGGGUGUGCUGCUUCAUGGUGAUGCUGCGUUUGCCGCUCAGGGUAUUGUGUACGAGACCAUGGGCUUCCACUCACUACCUGCCUACUCGACUGGUGGCACGAUCCAUAUCAUUGUGAACAACCAAAUUGGUUUCACUACUGAUCCCCGUUUCGCUCGCUCCACCCCGUAUUGUUCCGAUAUCGCCAAGGCCAUUGAAGCGCCCGUCUUCCACGUUAACGCAGACGACGUUGAAGCUGUCAACUUCGUUUGUCAGUUGGCCGCCGACUGGCGUGCUCAGUUCAAGAGCGAUGUAGUCAUUGAUAUUGUUUGCUAUCGUAAACAGGGUCACAACGAAACUGACCAGCCCGCUUUCACACAGCCGUUGAUGUAUAAGCGUAUUGCAGACCAGACUACCCAAUUGGACAAAUACGUCAACAAGCUCCUCCAGGAGAAUACUUUCACCAAGGAGGACAUCGAGGAGCACAAGAAGUGGGUCUGGGGAAUGCUCAACGAUAGCUUCGACCGCAGCAAGGAGUACCAGCCUACCAGCAGAGAAUGGCUGACAUCUGCCUGGAACGGAUUCAAGUCUCCCAAGGAACUUGCCACCGAAGUCCUUCCUCACCUCCCUACUGGCGUCUCUCGUGAUACUCUACGCAUGAUUGGCGACAAGAUCGGCGAAACUCCUCAGGGAUUCAGUGUUCACCGUAAUCUCAAGCGUAUCUUGGCGAACAGAAAGAAGACUGUGGACGAAGGAAACAACAUCGACUGGGCCACUGCUGAGGCUCUUGCCUUUGGUACCCUUUGCAACGAGGGCCAUCAUGUCCGUGUCUCCGGUCAAGAUGUUGAGCGUGGUACUUUCUCCCAGCGUCAUGCGGUCUUGCACGAUCAGCAGAACGAGGCGACGUACACGCCUCUGCAGCACAUCUCUGAGAAUCAGGGAACAUUUGUUAUCUCUAACUCCUCCCUGAGUGAGUUUGGCGUGCUCGGAUUCGAAUACGGUUACUCCUUGACCUCGCCCAACGCUCUCGUCAUGUGGGAGGCUCAGUUCGGUGACUUUGCCAACAAUGCUCAGUGUAUCAUCGAUCAGUUUAUCGCCUCCGGUGAAGUGAAAUGGCUCCAGCGAUCCGGCUUGGUCAUGUCUUUGCCCCACGGUUACGAUGGUCAAGGCCCUGAGCACUCGUCUGGCAGACUGGAGCGUUAUCUCCAGCUUUCCAACGAGGAUCCUCGUGUCUUCCCAUCACCGGAUAAGAUUGAUCGCCAGCACCAGGACUGCAACAUGCAGAUUGCCUACAUGACUACUCCUUCCAACUUGUUCCACAUCCUCCGCAGACAGAUCAACCGUCAAUUCAGAAAACCACUCGUGAUUUUCUUCUCAAAAUCCCUCCUGCGUCACCCACUCUGCCGAUCUUCGAUCGAAGAAUUCACUGGAGACUCGCACUUCCGCUGGAUCAUCCCUGAGACCGAACACGGCAAGUCUAUCGCAGAGCCCGAGAAGAUCGAGCGUGUCAUCCUCUGUUCAGGUCAAGUCUGGGCCGCUCUUGUCAAACACCGUGAUGCCAAUGGAAUCAAGAACACCGCUAUCACUCGCAUUGAACAACUCAAUCCUUUCCCAUGGCAGCAACUCAAGGAAAACCUUGACAGUUACCCCAAUGCCAAGGACAUCGUCUGGUGUCAGGAGGAACCACUCAACGCAGGUGCUUGGAGUUUCGUCCAGCCUCGCAUUGAGACUCUGCUGAACAACACCGAGCAUCACAACCGCCGCCACGUCCUCUACGCCGGUCGUAACCCAAGUGCCAGUGUCGCUACCGGAUUGAAGGCUAGCCACAUCAAAGAAGAGCAGGAAUUGUUGCAGGAUGCAUUUACUGUGCAUCAGGAUAAAUUGAAGGGGCAGUAGAUGAUUAGAAAUGGAUGUGUGAAUGGGUGAUGAAGCAUAUUUUUUCUUUUCUAUUCCUGAUGUCUUCUUAUCCUUAAACUCAGAUUUUGUUUUUUGUGUUUCUUCCUUUUUCCCCUCCCCUUUGGCUGUUUCCCGUGCAGCUGUACAACAUGCAUACAUAUUCUUCCUGUGCCCUUUUUGACCGCAGAAUAAAUUCAAGUUGUGAAACUUAGGGUGGUGUUUGCUUUGUUCUUCCUUUUUUUUUUUUUUUUCCUGCUGCCCUCAUCCCUUGAUUCCCUUGGUUCAUCGCCUUAAACCAUGUCUAUAUUAAUCAUGACCCUGACCUGGCUUGCCUCUCGUUUUGUUUUCCUUCAUGCUUGUUACUCAGUGACGAGUUUCCUUGUAGCAUCAGAAUCAGCAUUGAUGGCAUCUUUUUUCUGUCACAUCAUCACCAGAAAAGAAGAAUAUACUUCUUCUCUGGUGGGAAAAAAAAGAAUUGAGUCUUGAUAUAGACUUUUGUGUUUGCGUUUUACCUUUUUCGGGAAAAUGUGAAGCCGGUUGAGCGUGAUUAGCUAAUGGACAUUGAUGACCCAAG